Molecule: messenger RNA, 2359 nt
Organism: Sciurus carolinensis (gray squirrel)
Lineage: Eukaryota; Metazoa; Chordata; Mammalia; Rodentia; Sciuridae
Gene: Tbc1d25
Product: TBC1 domain family member 25
Exons: 6
Coding region: 96-2162 (688 amino acids)
Biological process (GO): activation of GTPase activity; regulation of autophagosome maturation
Cellular component (GO): autophagosome
Molecular function (GO): GTPase activator activity
Source: RefSeq, a predicted model, not a curated record
AGGCGCAAGGUGGGGCCGCGAGCGCCCGCACUGUAGGGUGCGCGCAGGGGUGGGGGGCAACGGUCAACCGUCACCCUGAGGCAGGCGACGGCGGGAUGGCGACGGCCUCCGGGUCCUCGGACUUGGUGGGAUCCGGAGCGCCCCCGCCUGGCGGGGCAGCCCAGGCGGCGGCGGCAGCCGAGGAGGAAGAGCGAGAGGUGGUACGGGUCCGAGUCAAGAAAUGUGAGAGCUUCCUGCCACAUGAGUUCCGCUCUUUUGCUGUAGACCCCCAGAUCACCUCUCUGGACGUGUUACAGCACAUCCUCAUCCGAGCCUUUGAUUUGAAUGGGAAGAAGAACUUUGGCAUCAGCUACCUGGCCCGGGACCGGCUAGGACAGGAAGUUUACCUUUCUCUCCUGUCUGACUGGGACCUCAGCACUGCUUUCGCCACUGCUUCUAAACCUUACCUGCAGUUGCGUGUAGACAUUCGGCCCUCAGAGGACAGUCCACUGCUGGAAGACUGGGACAUAAUCAGCCCCAAGGAUGUCAUUGGCUCUGAUGUGCUGCUGGCUGAGAAACGGUCAUCACUGACAACAGCUGCCCUGCCCUUUACACAGUCCAUCCUAUCUCAGGUGGGUCGAACCUUGUCUAAAGUCCAGCAGGUGCUCAGCUGGUCAUAUGGAGAAGAUGUCAAGCCCUUCAAGCCACCCCUGAGUGAUGCUGAAUUUCACACAUACCUGAAUCACGAAGGUCAGCUCUCCCGACCCGAAGAGUUGCGCCUGCGAAUCUAUCAUGGUGGUGUAGAACCCUCGCUGCGAAAGGUGGUGUGGCGGUACCUGCUGAAUGUGUACCCAGACGGGCUUACAGGCCGUGAGCGAAUGGACUACAUGAAACGCAAGAGUCGCGAGUAUGAGCAGCUCAAGAGCGAGUGGGCCCAGCGAGCAAGCCCUGAGGACCUGGAGUUCAUCCGCAGCACUGUCCUCAAGGAUGUGCUGCGCACUGACAGGGCCCACCCCUACUAUGCAGGACCUGAGGAUGGCCCACACCUGCGGGCACUACAUGAUCUACUCACCACCUAUGCUGUUACACACCCACAGGUGUCCUACUGCCAGGGCAUGAGUGACUUGGCCUCCCCCAUCCUUGCCGUCAUGGACCACGAGGGCCAUGCCUUUGUCUGCUUUUGUGGCAUUAUGAAGCGCCUGGCUGCCAACUUCCAUCCUGAUGGCCGCGCCAUGGCCACUAAGUUUGCCCACCUCAAACUGCUUCUUCGACAUGCCGACCCUGACUUCUACCACUACCUACAAGAAGCAGGUGCCGAUGACCUCUUCUUCUGUUACCGAUGGCUACUGCUUGAACUCAAGCGUGAGUUUGCCUUUGAUGAUGCCCUCCGCAUGCUCGAGGUCACCUGGAGCUCACUGCCCCCUGAUCCUCCUGAACAUGAAGUAGAGCUUGUUGGACCUCCCAGUCAAGUAGCAGACAUUGGCUUUGGUGGCCACAGGGGGCGGCCCAUGCGACAGAGGCACAUGUUGAGGCCUGCAGGUGGAGGAGGCAGUGCCUUCGAAGAUGCUGUUAAACACUUGGCCACAUCCAGCCAGGGGCCUGGUGGUGGGGGGCGUCUCCUGAGACAAGCCAGCCUGGAUGGCCUCCAGCAACUCAGGGAUAACAUGGGCCCCAGGAGGGACCCUUUGGUCCAGUUACCCCACCCAGCUUCCCUCAUUAGUUCCAAGUCCCUCUCUGAGCCCUUGCUGAACUCCCCAGAUCCAUUGCUCUCCUCCUUUUCCCGCCCUGAUUCCCCAUCUUCCUCCUCUCCACCAUCUACCCAGGAGGCCUCUCCUGCUGGUGACAUGGGCAUAGGAUCCCCCCUGAUGCAAGAGUUAGGCUCCCCACGAGAUACUCGGAAGUCCUUGCCACCCCCACCCCCAAUGGGCCUGCCCCCACCCCAGGAGUUUGGCCGGGGGAACCCAUUCAUGCUCUUUCUUUGCCUGGCCAUCCUGCUGGAGCACCGUGACCACAUCAUGCGCAAUGGGCUGGAUUACAAUGAGCUAGCCAUGCACUUUGACCGCCUAGUGCGAAAACACCACCUGGGGCGUGUUCUGCGCCGAGCCAAGGCUCUGUUUGCUGAUUACUUGCAGUCAGAGGUUUGGGACUCGGAGGAGGGGGCUGAGGCCACAGCCCCAUCUUGAUUGAACUCCCUCCAGAUCCCAUCAGUCCCACCUUUGCCAUCAGGGCCCACACGUGAGAUCCCACCUCCCUGCCUGCCAGCCCUAGACCCGUUGGAGCCUGGAACCAUCUCUCCCCAGGUUUGAGUGUGGAGGGCUCUGCUUUGGCACUUUCCUGUUUUUGUUCUUUUGUUUUUAAACAACAACUUUGAACACUGUGG